Homo sapiens (human) is the source of this 14050-nucleotide messenger RNA. RefSeq names its product NHS like 1 (gene NHSL1). Lineage: Eukaryota; Metazoa; Chordata; Mammalia; Primates; Hominidae. The record is from RefSeq and is a predicted model, not a curated record. The transcript is spliced from 7 exons. Bases 7144 to 12012 code for a protein of 1622 amino acids.
UGGAAGUCAGGUCCCAUCUUCGUACUUGGCUUCCACCUCUGAAAAACAAUUUAUGAUUUCUAUGUUCCCUUCUAAGCUCUAAAAUUCUGAUUGGCUUCUCAGUACUUAACUGUUUAAGGGUAAUAUGUGUGAAGUUAACUGACACAAAGAUAUUACCGAUGGCUGAGCCUAAGUCCUGACAAACUGGGAUGUGUAAUCUUAAGUUUGUAUGGACGGAAAAAUUGUCUAAGUGCAUACUGCAAGUGAAGCACUGGGCUGGAUAUUAUAGUGCAAUCAAAGAUGAAUGUCGUCAAUGCUUUCCUCCAGAGGCUGAAAGCUAGCCAGAGAUAAGAUGUAUGUAUGACUAGCUUAUGUGCAAGGUUCAUAGCGGUGGUAUUAUUAAGCCUCAACACUGGGUGUUAUCUUUAAAACGAACUUGGUCAGCCUGCCCUAGUUAAAAAUUCUUUACCAGCUCCCCAUUACUAACAGAAUAUAACCUAAGCUCUUAGCAUCUAGAAACCUUCCUGAACUCAAGCCUGUUUGUCUCAUCUCAUCUGCAGAAUCACCUUUGCUCCCCAGACAUCUCUACUCCUCCACCCAAUUUUUUUUACUUUGUGCCUUCACGUGUAAUGAUAAAGUCCUUCAGUUGGAAUGCUAGCUUGUCUUGUUCUUCUUUCUGUCUACUGCAUGUCCCAAGCCAUACUUUUUCCCUUCUGAACCACAACCUCUCACACCUGGCCAACUCCUGUUUCCCCUUUGUGAGUCAUCCUUGGGUGCUAGAGUCCCCCACAACCUUUCCUGGAUUUCCCCUGGGUAGCCCCAGGAAGUCCUUUUCUACCUUGUCAUGGAAGCUUACACUCCACCAUUCUGCUGCUUAUGAUACACUAUAUAAUUGUGUUUGCAUGUUUAUCUCCCUACUUGACAGUAACAUCCAUGGGAACAGGGCUUUGUCUUUUCACUUGUGUGUCCCCAGCACACAGUCCAGUGACUGGGACUGCAAAUACUGUUGUGUUUGUAGAAGGCCUGAAAAUGUUUGGAAAAGUCACCUAAAACACAGGAGAGAGAUCAGAGUCAAAGCCGGGGAACAAGUAGUGAGAAUGUGGAGUGAUGAGAUUGGGGAUGGAGAGGGCCAGUGGUGAGGAGGGGGGCGGUUGAGGCUUGGAAGCUUUACUUUAGGGCACUGGGAGGGAGAAGUCUGCAAAAGAGCACAACUGGGGAAGAAGAAAGUUUAGCCAGGAUGAGGCAGUCAUCAUGGCGCUCACAGGUGGGGAGAGAGUCAUUGUAAGAAAAGGCUAUUGAAUCGGUUGUUAGGUGGUGAUUGGUGACCUUUGAAAGGGCAGUUUCAAGGAAGUCUUUAGAUUAAGAAGCCAGAUUUCCUGAGAUAAGAAGGAUUUUUAUAAGCAGAAAAACAAUAAAAGUAAUUGUUUUAAAGAAAUAAAGGUGAGUGAAUGAUGCCAACAGAACAGAGAGGGAAGGGAUAGUAUUUUGAGGUGGUGGCACGGUACAGCUGAUAUUAUUACAUGUUUUAAAAACUAGAGCUUAUGAAAACAGGGCCGUAGACAAAAGGAGUCAGCAGGAGGGGAAAGGAUUACAGAUAUGGAAAGAGAAUGGGAGGAUGUUCUCUGAAGAAGCAGGAAGGAGGCAGUCAACUCAGGGCAAAGCGGAGGGUCGGAGGUUGCGGCCUCUGUCUCCUAGAGGGAAUUGGGGAAGCGUGUUAUGAGACGGAGCCAGAGAUCGAGGCUGUUCAUUACAUGGUGUGGGAGCCUUGCUUGCAAUGUGGCCCCCGCCAUAUUGUUAGUUCUUUGGUGAAAAGGAUGACUUUAUUUGGUGCUCUCUCGCUCAGGUCUUGUGAAUUUAAUUAGGUUGACUUUUCAAAGACAAAUGAUAUUAUUAAAGGCUUAAAAAAAAUAUGUGUGGUAUUUCAUUUGGCUCUAUUGGAAUUUUUGUCCUGAGGGAAAGUUGCCCAGCCGGGUGAAACCACGGAUUAAAUGCCCUAUUGAGAAAAAGAAAAGAGCAGACAAAAAUAUGGGAUUAACAGAAUGGGAAUUAUAUACAAAAAGGGGCUAUUUAACUUCUCCUAUUGAAUUUGAUGGCACGGAAUUUUCUAUAAUACUAAGUACUACUCUGGGUACAGUAACUCCAAAAGAAGUGCUUUCCUUGGUGUCCUUAACUCGGGAGAGGGAAGUUGGAUGCAAGAGCAAAGGAAAAAUGAACAAUCAUUGCUUUUUCAGAUAGUUAAAGAGACGUGUUGCCCCCACCCCCAUACCUUUUUUUUUUUUUUUUUUUUUAACGGUAAGCAACACAGAAAAGAUAGAAUGGCAAAGACAGUCAUUUAAAUGAUCCAGGUCUUAACAAAGCACUGCGGAUUGUUUAAACAAAAGGCUUUUUGUUUUGUUUUUGUGUCUGUAGCCAGUCUGCUGUUUCAGCAAUUCUAUUUUAACUCCCGAUAAAGUAAGUAACUUGAGUGGCCUCUAUAUUUCACUCAGGGCAGCAUAAAAACGAUACAUUGAAGGUACUGUUGGUAAGGUUUGUUAUCAUUCACGAUACAACCGAAGUCUCCCGUGUUGGCUUAGAAUCUUUGCAGGCGAUUUGAUCUUGAGUAACCUUGGUGAUGCUCCUCUGCUGCCAAUGAUACGGCUUUUUAAUUCUAAAGUGAAAUGAGAUCGCCUCCAAUUUGGCUGCUCUCUCUGGUGGUGCUCAACUAGGACUUGCAGACUCUCAGCACACUCACAUUAAUCAUGGCAUCAGAAAGCUCUCACCUUAAUUUAAAUCAGAUUUAGUUCUUCAAGGCUUCUUAAAUUAAUCUGGGCAUGUGACAAGAAGAAAUGUUAAAAGCUGGUUUUCUGCAAUGGCAAAUGACAUUUUAAUAAUAAUUCUUGCCAUGGUGUGCAAUGAAAAACAAAGCUAACAGACAGUUUAUCCAGUGGCUCAACUUUUAAUGUUUAACUCCUUAAGGUUUUUUGUUGUUGUUUGUCUGUUUUGUUUUGUUUUGGGAGGUUUUAAUUUCACUCUAAUAGGAAUUAAUCACAGAGCAAGAAUAUUAAUCAAAAUGGCCGUUUAUUUUUAACCCUUCUACAUAAAAUGAGAUUGUCUAUGGUGUUUAAUGUCAGUGACAGAGAUAUUGGUCCCAAGACAUGGGGGAAAACCAGUCUUUCUAAAAUGUGUUAAUGCAUUGUUAACAAAUUCAUUUCCAGUUUGACUGUUGAGCCGAUGACCACAAUUAGUAGUGUAUUUUCCCUCUGUGGUUCUUCCCAACCUGGUCAUUUUAUUUUGCUAAAUAUACAAUGUAAAUUGUAUAUUUACAUUGUAAAUGAGAAGUCAUUUGGAAUUGUGUUAUUAUAAAAUAAUUUUUAGGCAGUCUGCUUAUCAUUCCUUUUUUUUACCCCCUCCCCUGGCAAAGAAACCUGUCCAUUUCAAAGGUAGCAUUCUGUCACCACCUCCUCUCUUACAUCUUACUCCCCGCCUACACUUGCCUGCAAGCUUUUUCUGAAAAUGCAGCUUUCCUGUGGCAUCUGUUCUGUCUGACUAGAAAGCUUUGGGGAGUUGCCCAUGAUGCAGUUAGCUUUUUAAUCCUAGAUUGGUCAGUUUCCCUGAAAUUCUACUGAGACAAAAUUUCCUUGGAUAGAUAACCAUGAUGGUGCACCAGACAUCAUCUUCCUUAUUCAUUCUGUUCCACCUACUCUCCUCUCAUCCUCUUAUUACUCAAAUAUGUGAGUUGUGGAUGGGAGAAGAGGCCCAUUUAAUGGGAGGUCAGGUCAUAUGCCUUGGGUUAAUGAAGGUGGAAAAUGUGGCUGAGGAUAAAAUCUACCUGGGUGACCAAUGGGGCCAUCACCUUUGUCAUAUAGUUACAGUACCCCUUCAAGCACGCUACUGUCCAACAAAUACAGAUCAUUCAUUCAUUUAAGGAACUCACCGAGCACCAGCCAGCCACCCACAUUGAGCCAUAUCAUGUAGGGCUUAGAAACCAUUAGGAGGAUUUUGGCUUUUACAUUCAGGGCGUGGAGAGAUUUGAACUUAGAAGUGACAUAAUCUGACUCAUUAGUUUGAAAUGGAUCCAUCUGAUUGUGUGUUGAAAGUUCACAGUAAAGGAGACAGGGGUGUCAAUGUAGGAGACCAGGUGGAGGUCACCAUCAGGUGAGAGAUGGUGGAGGCCUGAUCAGGAAGUUUUCCCUGCAGUUGCAGCUGGAGUGGAAUGUUAAAAUAAAUGUAAGAACCCUCCAAGCAUUUUAAGGAAAUCUUGACAUGUAAGACACAUUUCUACAGUAGCAAAGCUAAAGCUUUUCCUGAAACAAAAUGGCAUUCUUUAGGGACUAAAAGUAGAUACCAGAUAUAGCAUUCCCCCACCAUUGAUCUGUACCAUAUCAGCUAAAUUCUUUAUCCUAUGUUCCCUUUUAAGUUAUUCGCUUGGCGAGUGUGGAUCAUUUGUGACAUAAUAAAAAGAACAGACCAACCCUCUUUUCCUUUGGGCAUUUUAUCAUUUGUCAUGUGGAAUAUGUAGGAAGCAAAAUUCUAUUGCCCUCUUUGGGAUCCCCACCGAACACCUCCUCUGAGUAGAGAAGACUUCUCCUCUUUCACUUUUACCUCCACCCUAAAUGGAUAUCAUGUUGAUCCCUUUAAUUUUAUUUCUACUUCUCUUUAGGUAUUUGCCUUACUCUGAAACAGUUUUCUCACGGUGUGGCUCACAGGACAGCUGCAUCAGCAUUGAUUGAGGACUUGCUAGGAAUCCAAGUUGUCAGGCUCCAUCCCAGACCUACUGAAUCAGAUAUGGGAGUGGACUCAGCAGUAUUUUUAUAACAAGCCCUCCAGGGGAUUCUGAUGUACCUUAAUUUGGGAUGCCACUGCUCUGUACAUUGGCCUGUGAAUUUGUUUAAUCAGGCAGCUAAACUGUAAGCACCUUGAAGGCGGGAAUGUAACCCUUUAGUCCCACUACCCUUUACAAGCUACAAGUUAGGAUUCCAAGACACAGCUACCCAGUUUCAGAGUUGGUGCUCUUGACUGCUGCUGCUCUUCUCUCUCGUUGGUGGCAAAGGUGACUUGAGAAACUGGUGUUGAUGCCUCUGUGUAUUCAUUCUGUGUUUUCUCCAAGCUAGCUCUGCCUUGACUGUCUGGAAGAAGAGUAUUCAGAGGUUUAGAAAAAAAUGGCUGGCCAAAGCACAGGUCAGGAGAAUCACUGAACCUGGAGGUUGGAAAGAAAACAUAAUUGUCACCAGCUUGACUUUCUCUUUUCCAACUUUCUGGUGGUAUAAGUCUAGAUAACUUUCAUCCUCCUUUUUUUUUUUUUUUUUUUUUGAGACGGAGUCUCGCUCUGUCACCCAGGCUGGAGUGCAGUGGUGCCAUCUCAGCUCACUGCAACCUCCGCCUCCCGGGUUCAAGCAAUUCUCCUGCCUCAGCCUCCUGAGUAGCUGGGACUACAGGCACCCGCCACCACGCCCAGCUAAUUUUUGUAUUUUUAAUAGAGAUGGAGUGUCACCAUGUUGAACAGGCUGGUCUUGAACUCCUGACCUUGUGAUCCGCCCGCCUUGGCCUCCCAAAUGUUGGGAUUACAGGCGUGAGCCACCACGCCCGGCUUCAUCUUCUUUUUUUAAGGCAAAGUAAGACUUAGUCCCUUCAGGAAAUUUCCCUUUUCCCUGACACCAGGGUGAUAGUUGGCAUACUUUCAUAUUGGCCCUCUCUUUCUUGCUUCACCUGCAGCUAAGCACAUUGUACUCUAUUACCUGGAAUGUUUUGUCUUUAUAGAUUCCAUUAAGAGAUAAAAUAUUUACUUUUAGAACUUUUAGAAAGUCUUGGGCUUACUCGUUAAAGACAUGUAUUUUCUCUUUUUUAUGUUUUAUGUUACUUUGAAUGCUAAGUGUCACUGAAGUGAUAAUUGGUGAAGAAGUGGUCUUAUGGGCUCAAAUUUGCAUUUAUUAGGAGGCAAAUUUGAGUUUAAUACUUGAAAUAUAAAAGCAUGCUUUUAUGCUGUUAUACAUAUUCCUGUAUAGCUACAUAAAACAGCUCUUGCUCUAAAAAGAGGGGAAGGGAGAAAAGAAUAAAUCAUUAGUCUAAUAAUAAACCAAAAGGGCCUAUUUAUUUGAAACUUAUUUAAAACUACUAUAAAUUAUAAAGGAAAAUAUUCAUUGAAAAGAUCUGUAUUAAAUACACAGUGUCUUUGAGAUUUAAAACAGCUUUUCACCUCUUUGAUAUGCUACACACAACUGAGUGACUUAAAUGUUUGAACAUCUAUUGUCUUUUAAUUAUGUUCUAGUUUGUUUAUUGUUGAAGACAAUUUAAAUAAAUUGAAGUUCAACUGCUUUGAAGAAUUUAUGGAAAAUCUAAACAUAUUUUUGGAAAAUUCAUCGUGCAUGAGUGACAAGGGAGAAUCCUAACUAUAUCAGUAUGAUUUCUUUCUCUUUUCCAGUAUUGCCAAGCCCAACAAAUUUAUGAAGGGGUAGGUAAAUAAAUCCCUUCUAUUUUAAAUGCACUUUGGUUUGGUUUUUCAUUAAGAAAAUAAGUUCUCUAAUAUUCACAAUACAUGAUAUUUAGGUGCAGUCAGUUUUUCCUGUGUAUUUAUUUGAAAGCUCAAACUAGAUUAUUUAGCUAUACAAUACUUCAUUCAGCUAUUGGGCUGGAAUUCAUUUUCUUCUAAACAUGAAUGUUUAUAGUCUUAUGUAUUCUCAGUCCUUCUGGACUAAGAUGAAGUUUUGUGAUAGAACUGGCCUUUUACCCUGUUAUUAAUAAUCUGGUAGAUUAUUAACUGAGAUAGAAGUUUAAAAACUUCGAUCUACCAGAAACUUUAUACCUGGGCUUCAGAAUCUGUAAGACUGAUACAAUAACUGCUUUCCUUCAAUUCUCAGAGAAUUAUUGUAAACACAAAUCAGGUAAUGAUAACAAGAGGCUUUCAGUUUUAAAAAGUGUCAGUAGUAUUAGCUUUAAAAAUCAGUCAUCCGAAAAAAGAUUUUUUAGACUCUAGAUCAUCAUAGGACUUUCUCACUGAAGCAGUACAUCAUGACUGCUAUUUUUAUAAUUAACUUUGGGACUGGAGUCCUCCCAAUGCUUAAUGACCUUGAAUUACAGUAGGAAGGUUGCAAAAGAUUCAAUGCUAUUAAAAAUAAACCACAUUCAGUUUUUAAAAUAUGAUAUAUGUAGAAUACCAUGCUAGAAAUAACAAAUUAUGCUUUGACCUGAAUGUUUCAAAACUUUCCUAGGAGCUCAUACUCAUACACGUCAACACUACCCAUGACCGGAAAAAUGACAACUGGCCUACCGAACUGGUCCUUCUGGCUUUUCACACUGCAGUGCUUGUUUGAAAUACAGUUGACCCUUGAACACAACACAUUUGAACUUGGAGGGUCCACUUAUAUGGAUUUUUUCAAUACAGUCAGCCCUCCAUACAUUCUGGGUCCUGCAACCGAAACCAAAUGCGAAUGGAAAAUACAAUACUCAGAAUGCGAUAAGUUGCGGCAUGAUGGCUACCGCAGUUCUCAGUACUACUCUCAGGGACCCACCUUUGCGGCCAACGCCAGCCCAUUCUGUGAUGAUUACCAAGAUGAAGAUGAAGAAACAGAUCAAAAGUGUUCUCUGUCUUCAUCAGAAGAAGAAAGAUUUAUUUCCAUCAGGAGACCUAAAACACCAGCCUCAAGUGACUUCUCCGACCUUAAUACUCAGACGAACUGGACCAAGUCGCUUCCACUGCCAACACCAGAAGAGAAGAUGCGACAGCAAGCCCAAACAGUCCAGGCUGACGUGGUGCCUAUUAACAUAACUGGGGAGAAUUUCGAUCGCCAGGCCAGCCUUCGGCGGUCUCUAAUUUACACAGACACUCUGGUAAGACGACCGAAGAAAGUCAAAAGGAGAAAGACUAUUACAGGAGUCCCUGACAACAUACAGAAGGAGCUAGCAUCAGGCACUGGCCAAGAUGAUGCUGAUGGCCACUCAGUGUACACCCCUGAUCACUACUCUACACUAGGAAGGUUCAAUAGCUGUCGGUCUGCUGGGCAGCGCUCAGAAACCAGGGACUCCAGCUGUCAGACGGAGGAUGUGAAGGUCGUACCACCUUCCAUGAGGAGAAUCAGGGCACAGAAGGGGCAAGGCAUUGCUGCCCAGAUGGGCCACUUCUCAGGUUCCUCUGGCAACAUGUCUGUGCUGAGCGAUUCUGCAGGGAUCGUAUUCCCUUCCCGCCUUGACAGUGAUGCUGGCUUCCAUAGUCUUCCGCGUUCUGGAGCAAGGGCAAACAUUCAGUCCCUUGAGCCGAGGCUGGGUGCCCUCGGCCCUGCAGGAGACAUGAAUGGCACUUUCCUCUACCAGAGAGGUCACCCACAAGCAGAUGAAAACUUAGGCCAUUUAGGAGGUGCCUCAGGGACUGGAACACUUUUGAGACCCAAAUCCCAGGAGUUGAGACACUUCGAGAGUGAAAAUAUAAUGAGCCCAGCGUGUGUGGUUUCUCCUCAUGCAACCUACUCCACCAGCAUCAUCCCAAAUGCCACACUGUCUUCCUCUUCCGAGGUCAUCGCUAUUCCCACUGCUCAGAGUGCGGGACAGCGGGAAAGUAAAAGUUCUGGCUCAUCACAUGCAAGGAUAAAAUCCAGAGACCACCUCAUCUCCAGGCAUGCUGUGAAAGGUGAUCCUCAGUCUCCCGGUCGCCACUGGAAUGAGGGCCAUGCCACCAUUCUUUCACAGGACUUAGACCCUCAUUCCCCUGGUGAACCCGCACUGUUGUCCCUCUGUGACUCAGCCGUCCCUCUAAAUGCUCCAGCAAAUAGGGAGAAUGGGUCCCAAGCUAUGCCGUAUAAUUGUAGAAACAACCUGGCCUUCCCAGCCCACCCCCAAGAUGUGGAUGGCAAGAGUGAAUCUAGUUAUUCAGGGGGCGGAGGGCACAGCAGCUCGGAGCCCUGGGAAUACAAAUCCUCAGGUAAUGGAAGGGCAUCCCCCCUGAAGCCGCAUUUAGCAACUCCUGGCUAUUCCACUCCCACAAGUAACAUGAGCAGCUGCAGUUUGGACCAAACGUCCAACAAAGAGGAUGCUGGGUCGCUGUAUUCUGAGGACCACGAUGGCUACUGUGCAUCUGUGCACACUGACUCUGGACAUGGAUCUGGGAAUCUGUGCAAUAGCAGUGAUGGCUUUGGGAACCCCAGGCACAGCGUGAUCAAUGUUUUUGUUGGAAGAGCUCAGAAAAACCAAGGGGACCGGUCCAAUUACCAGGAUAAAUCCCUAUCAAGAAACAUCUCUUUGAAGAAAGCAAAGAAGCCUCCCCUGCCACCCUCCCGGACAGACUCCCUCCGCAGGAUUCCCAAGAAGAGCAGCCAGUGCAACGGGCAGGUGCUCAACGAGAGCCUGAUCGCCACACUCCAGCACUCGCUGCAGCUGAGCCUCCCAGGCAAGAGUGGCAGCUCGCCCUCCCAGAGCCCCUGCAGUGACUUGGAAGAGCCCUGGCUGCCCCGCUCCCGGAGCCAGAGCACAGUUAGUGCUGGCAGCAGCAUGACUUCCGCCACCACCCCCAAUGUCUACUCCCUGUGCGGGGCCACGCCAUCGCAGAGUGACACAAGCAGCGUCAAGUCAGAGUACACGGACCCCUGGGGUUAUUACAUUGACUACACGGGCAUGCAGGAAGAUCCGGGGAACCCGGCAGGGGGCUGUUCAACCAGCAGUGGGGUGCCCACUGGGAACGGGCCAGUCCGCCAUGUCCAAGAAGGGUCCAGAGCCACAAUGCCCCAAGUGCCCGGUGGUUCAGUCAAACCAAAGAUCAUGUCACCAGAGAAGUCACACAGAGUCAUUUCUCCAUCCAGUGGGUAUUCCAGCCAGUCGAAUACACCCACAGCACUCACCCCUGUGCCUGUGUUUUUAAAAUCAGUGUCACCAGCAAACGGGAAGGGGAAGCCCAAGCCCAAGGUACCAGAAAGGAAGUCCUCUCUGAUAUCUUCAGUAUCCAUUUCCUCAUCGUCCACUUCUCUUUCUUCUAGUACUUCUACUGAAGGAAGUGGCACUAUGAAGAAGCUGGAUCCAGCCGUGGGCUCUCCCCCGGCUCCUCCUCCUCCUCCUGUUCCCUCUCCUCCAUUCCCUUGUCCUGCAGACAGGUCUCCUUUCCUUCCUCCCCCACCUCCUGUCACAGAUUGCUCCCAGGGCUCUCCUCUGCCUCACUCUCCUGUGUUCCCCCCUCCGCCGCCAGAAGCUCUCAUUCCUUUCUGCUCCCCACCUGAUUGGUGCCUUUCUCCUCCCCGCCCUGCACUGAGCCCCAUUCUUCCAGAUUCACCUGUGUCCUUGCCAUUGCCCCCACCUCUCUUACCUUCCUCGGAACCCCCACCUGCCCCACCUCUUGACCCCAAAUUCAUGAAAGACACCAGGCCGCCUUUCACAAAUUCUGGCCAGCCAGAAUCCUCCCGGGGAUCCUUGAGGCCGCCUUCUACCAAGGAGGAGACCAGCAGGCCCCCCAUGCCCCUGAUAACCACGGAAGCAUUGCAGAUGGUGCAGUUGAGGCCCGUGAGAAAGAACUCAGGCGCUGAGGCGGCACAGUUGUCUGAACGAACAGCUCAGGAACAACGAACUCCAGUUGCUCCACAGUACCACUUAAAGCCAUCUGCUUUCCUGAAAUCCCGAAAUAGCACAAAUGAAAUGGAGAGUGAAAGCCAGCCUGCCUCUGUGACAAGCUCGCUUCCGACGCCUGCCAAGAGCUCGAGUCAGGGUGACCAUGGCAGUGCGGCUGAGCGUGGUGGCCCUGUGAGCCGCAGCCCUGGAGCUCCAAGCGCUGGGGAGGCAGAGGCUCGGCCCAGCCCCAGCACCACCCCACUCCCAGACUCUUCACCCAGCAGGAAGCCACCCCCCAUUUCCAAGAAGCCCAAACUGUUCCUGGUGGUACCACCUCCGCAGAAAGAUUUUGCAGUGGAGCCCGCAGAGAACGUGAGCGAAGCCCUCCGAGCUGUGCCCAGCCCCACGACGGGAGAGGAGGGCUCUGUGCACAGCAGGGAGGCAAAAGAGAGUUCUGCAGCCCAAGCUGGCUCUCAUGCCACGCACCCUGGCACCUCGGUUCUUGAGGGAGGAGCUGCAGGAUCCAUGUCUCCCAGCAGAGUGGAAGCCAAUGUCCCCAUGGUUCAGCCUGAUGUCUCACCAGCCCCCAAGCAGGAGGAGCCAGCCGAGAACAGUGCGGAUACUGGGGGCGAUGGGGAGAGCUGCCUAUCUCAACAGGACGGAGCAGCUGGGGUGCCGGAGACCAACGCAGCCGGUUCAUCCUCAGAGGCCUGUGACUUCCUCAAGGAAGACGGGAAUGAUGAGGUAAUGACCCCCAGUCGACCCAGGACCACAGAAGACCUUUUUGCAGCUAUUCACAGAUCCAAAAGGAAAGUCCUCGGCCGUAGAGAUUCAGAUGAUGACCACUCCCGAAACCAUUCUCCCUCCCCGCCCGUGACACCCACCGGCGCUGCCCCAAGCCUGGCCUCUCCAAAGCAAGUGGGGUCGAUUCAGAGAAGCAUCCGAAAGAGCAGCACCAGCAGUGACAACUUCAAAGCUCUGCUGCUGAAAAAGGGCAGUCGUUCAGACACCAGCGCCCGCAUGUCUGCAGCAGAGAUGCUCAAGAACACAGACCCUAGAUUCCAGAGGUCGAGGUCAGAGCCUUCCCCAGAUGCCCCCGAGAGCCCGUCAAGCUGCUCCCCAAGCAAGAACAGAAGGGCGCAGGAGGAGUGGGCCAAGAACGAAGGCUUGAUGCCUCGGAGUCUGUCCUUUUCCGGCCCCAGGUACGGCCGCAGCCGAACGCCGCCUUCUGCCGCCAGCAGCAGGUACAGCAUGCGGAACCGGAUCCAGAGCAGCCCCAUGACCGUCAUCUCGGAGGGAGAAGGGGAAGCCGUGGAGCCUGUGGACAGCAUAGCCCGCGGGGCUCUGGGCGCUGCGGAGGGAUGUUCCCUGGACGGACUGGCGAGGGAGGAGAUGGACGAGGGCGGCCUGCUCUGUGGGGAGGGGCCUGCCGCCUCCCUGCAGCCCCAGGCCCCCGGCCCUGUGGAUGGGACAGCCAGUGCAGAGGGCAGAGAGCCCUCCCCACAGUGUGGCGGUUCUCUGAGCGAGGAGAGUUAGGGCCAAGAACGUAACUCUCCCAGGUGACACGGGGGGAGACGAGCAAUGCAGCACUCUAGGAAGCCUGCUAGGCGCCCUUCCCUGGCUCACCCGGGGAGCCCACUCUGCUUCUGUGCUGUGGGCCCCGGGGUUGCCAGCCCUGCAGUGUGAGUGAACGGUUAUUUAGGACUCACCUGGCACUUGCCCUGUGGCUUAAGAACAAGUAGAAGCUUAAACUUCUGAAAGUGCUUCCCGGGGAAGAUUUUUUUUUUUUUUUUUUUUUUUUGCUAAAUGCUGGGUGUGUAUGUGUGCAUUUUCCACACUUUUUAAUUUUUAAAAAAUACACAUAUACACAAACAACAUGUACAGAAAUAGAAGAAAGCAAGCCAGACUUAAGCUUGGUAGAGUAACGGAGUCCUCUGGUCUAGGCGGUAAUUGCUUUCAGAGAAUUACGUUUAUAGAAAUCAGCGAGUUUUGUAAGAAAGGAGAAGAUGUUACUUCAAGAAAGAGGCAGUAGAGUUGCUGGUUCUUAAUGCACAGAACACACAGAUAUAUGCACACGUGUGCUGCUGAGGUGAGGCAGGUCUGGUGAGCACGGAGAGGCUGGGAAGGGGCUAAGUGACUAAUUGGUUCAGGUACUUUUUUCUGGGGGAGGUAGACUUUGCUUCUUUUUUGUAAAAAUGACAAACGUAGAAGUGGCAAUGCUGUAACCUGGUGCCUGCUGCUGUGCAGCCACAUACACACAAUUGUAGCCUGAUUUUUAGAAGUGUGGGUAAUUUUUUAAUGAAUUUCCUCCUUGAGUAGCAGCUGAGGUCAUUGACAACUGAAGUGAUGGUGUGGACAUAGAGAGAGGGGAAGGGUUGGAAAGGAGUAAGUGAUACACUGCUGGAAUUUGUUUCCUGCCUAUGAAAUAAAAUUAUUUUUCAGAAUUAAAUUUGAAAACUUGCACUACAGAACUAUGGGUGGAGCUUUUCCUUUUACAACAGUUUUUUUUUUUUUUUUUUUUUAACCAGAGUUUAAACUUCCAUUAGGCAAUUUCCUGUCACUUGAAAUGUCAACAUUUGCUAACUUUUGGAUAUCCUUUUGGUUACACCAAAGAAAAAGUUAUGGCUAUUUUUUUUUCCUUGAACUGCCUACAGUAUCAUGUCCUAAUUCAGAAAGAUUUAUCAAAAUCUAUUAUAUAUUAUCUUACUUUGAAGAAAAUGCUGAAUAGCUCUUGUUAGUCAAAUAAACUGAUAAAAAUUGGUAGGGCCUGGCUAUCAAUUAGCCCUGGGAAAUGAAUUUUUAGAUUAAAAAGGUUUUUUUGCAUCAUUUGGUUUGUGCAUUUUUAUAUUUGUUUAUAAAUAAUUGAGUUGCUAAUUACUUCUAAUCUUCUCCAAUCAGAUUUUCAACAAUUUUAGACAUGGGACACACGUGUGUGAAGUCUUUAUUUUAAUGUAAUAAUCUCAUUACCCCCACCCUUACUCCCUUAACUUCCAUGUACUUAGACUCCUUUAUUUGUUAAAUAAACUAGAGUAUUGUCUUCUUCAUUAGAAGGACCUAGGAUGACAAUGCGGAGAGUCUUGGUCUGAAUCUAGUGCGACUACCACCUGCCAGCUUUUGGGGGGUAUGGAAAUACUAUCUAAAAGUUGGACUGCAUGGGUCAAAUCAUUAUGAGACUUAUAAACUAAAACUUUAGAUACCCAUAUAGAAAUGUCUUUGAGGCAAAAACAAACCUAAAGAAUGAAGGCUCUUUCCCUUCUCUGAAAAAAACAAAACACUGCUCUUCACACAACCGGAAGUCAAGACCAGAGAUUUGGAGCAAUUGUCUACUAAUUUGGCACAAAGAUCGUUUCUUUAGAAAAGUGGCAUUGGCUUUUGAAUAUGAAAUCUUCUCAUAGCUGCCUAAAAAAGACUAGAAUGUAUAUGGAUAUCAGAAACCUUUAAUAAUACAUAAUUUAUGCAAAGAUAAGAUAAAGCAACAUAACACUAAUUAUAAAACUAUUUUUAAAUCCCCAUUUUUAAUGAAAAAUAUACAUUUGUAUUUAAUUUCCUUUGAAUAAAACAAUUGUAAAGUAAA